UUCCGGUUUUCCUCUUGACUUGACUCUCCUGUAGUUCCAGUUCGGUUGCGUCUUGAACUUCAUGUGUUAAACUCCCGACCACCCAUUUUUUAGGAGAUCAUGAGGUUUGGGCGACGGACAGCGCGAAAACAGACUAUGUCCGUUUUCUUAACGUGUUGCUCGGGAUUUACAGAUUUUAAAAGUCGUCAAUUCAUUCUUUAGUUGACGUCGAAUGAGGCUAGUAGGACCGACCAACACGCAACUUUGAGCCCCAGCGCCAGUCGUUGGUGGAGCGGAGAGUCGUCUUCGUACCUCGCCGUUCGAAGAACCCUCAUAUAAAUUAGGUUUUACAUGUUAUAAUCUGACUUGGUUAUGUAUACCGGGACAAUGCUUAAGGUAUGCCUGCGGAAAGCUCUCUGGCCGACUGUACAGAAGUUACCGUCGGGACUGAGGCAGUCUCCAGCAGCAGCGGUUGUGGCGCUGAGACUCCCGGGGACAACGCGACACUCGCCGUGCUGCUGGAUGGGAACACAUGGGAGAAACGAGCCCAGGGAGACACUCAACUCUCCCAAAAGGGCCAAAGAGUUUAUUUAUCGCCUACACCCGAAUGAGAGGACGUGUUUACUGCAGGAGCUUCAGAUUUUCGAGUCCAAAGCAAUCGCUCAAGAGACUCUGGAGCCGUCGCCGCCGACUACAGCCCAGAUCAGAUAUGUUUUAUUCCACAAUGCCGUCCCCUUCAUUGGGUUUGGUUUCCUGGAUAACGCCAUCAUGAUUGCAGCAGGAACGCAGAUUGAACUCUCCAUCGGAGUCACUCUGGGGAUCUCCACCAUGGCUGCCGCUGCUCUGGGGAAUCUGGUUUCAGAUCUGGCAGGUCUUGGUCUGGCAGGUUAUGUGGAGGCUCUGGCUUCCAGACUGGGGAUGCAGGUUCCUGAUCUGACACCCAAGCAGGUGGACAUGUGGCAGACCAGGCUCAGCUCUCACAUGGGGAAAGCCAUCGGCAUCACCAUCGGCUGUAUUUUGGGAAUGUUCCCGCUGCUUUUCCUGAGCGAUGACGAUGAUGAGGAGAAGAAGAAGAAGAACGGGGCAGAAGCACAGUGACGCAGCAUCACACUCCUAACAAUCCACCACAUCUCUAACUGGAUUCUGCUUCAUGUCCACAUUACAAAGGAGUGUUUAACAAUAGAUUCCCUGUCAGGAGACUCAGGUGGCUUUCACAAUAUGGCUCCUAUUGAAUACAAACACAGCAGUAUUAUGGAAUAAUUCUUUUUGAUUCUUGCCAUUUAUUGAUUUAGUUUGUAUCACAUUUAUUUAUGCUCAGGAAAGAUCGGUCUGCAUCAUGAGAUCCUGCUCCUUAUUGAUUUUUCCAUCAGCUCCUUCAAGAUGGAUUGUUGGCAUUCAAAGAAACACUAAAGCAAUUUUUAGUUCCCUCAUUCCCCAGAGUCUGUUGCCUUAAAACAUUUUAUUUUAAAGCAACAUGUUUAUCAUGGAAAUGAUUCAAUCCUAGUUGUUUGAUCUCAGUGUACCUUCUUUAUUAAAAUAGUAAGUAUCACUAUGAAUUAUGUAGCAAUUCUGAAAAUUCCCAUAUACAUUUGAUUGUUUCCAUUUUAAAAUGAAUCAGAUAAAAGCUAAUGAUGUCAUGAUGACUGUUAAGAGACUAGAUUGCAGUUUUUAUGUUCAUUAGAUCCGUUACAGAACGUGAUUCAGCUGAUUUCUGUAAAGGAGAACCAUAACAUCCUUUUCAAUUUCUUUAAAAAAAAAAGGAACAAGGUGGAACUAAAUGGAUUUUCUAGUUUGGUUUUUGAAAACUGGUUUAGUUGCUGAACAUCUCUAGAGGUUUUCUGGUGUGGUUAGCCUUUUUCCUAGAUAACCCUGAUUUGCAGAAAGUUGCUCAACUUUAGAGUAUUGCAGAACUUGACAUUCUUGACAAAAGCAACCAGAAAAGUCAAUGAAUGAGAAGCUUGUUAACACUAAUCCAUCUGGUGCCUUCACUUUAAGUUGCGGUGUAUGUUAGAGAUUGAGUAAAAUAUAGGCACAGUAAUACAAACUAUAUAUAUGAUUUAAGUAUGUUUAGAUAAAUCGGUAAAGCUGCAACUAUUUCUAUUUCAGAUAUGAUUAUAUUAAGGUUAUAUUUGGUAUUCUUAUAGGUAUUUUGAUUUUGGCGCAUAAGUAUAUGGAAAUAAUAAAUAGUGUUACAAUGUUGUGCAGAACGGUUUACCUUUUUGUUAUUCCACUUUCUAUUGAGUGACUCUAAGAACAAGCUGAUUUUAGCGGAUUCAUUAUUCGAGCUAACUAGCCUGCAGUCAGCUGCUUACCAGUUAUGCUACUUGGAGUUUGCUGGCUAUGGUUUUACUACAUCAGAUGUAGGACUGAUUUAGUUUUGAGUUGAGACCUUUGUUGUCGUUUUCAUGACUGGACAUUUUUCCAAGCAGAUUUCAGGGUUUCUUCAGUCAGGUAACUAGUGAGUAGCAACAAGUGGAGGAGGGGCAGUGAUUUGUAACGUUACUUUUCCUUCAUACAACGGGGAAAAACUGGUCAUUCUUUCUAUGCGUUUGGCAUUUCUUUAUCAGGACUUUAGGAUUUAGAGACAGAUUUGAAAAUGUAAUAAAAAAUAAAAACGAUUAAAAAAUAAUAACAAUAACCAGCACAUGUCUGCUGAAUACAUGCAUCCCCAAUAAUGAGAGCGCAUGCGAUUUAUUUCUCCUUUCCAGUUCCCAGUAUGACAUUAAUGUUAUGAAGUGAGGUGAUCUUAAGAAAUAAAAGAAUCCAAGCAGGGAAUAUUCUUUUGCUUUUCUUGAUUACGCCUUUCUCUUUAAGUUUAACUUUGUUUUAAAAAUUAUUAUUAAUCAAGUGUUUGUCACUCAAAAAGCACAAAAGCCUUCUGUGAAAGCCGCCUGAGUAGAAGCACUCACCUGGAACUGAGUCUUCCUCUUUCCAGUUAUUCCCCACAAAGGGAGGAUCCACAGCUAGAUGUCCCAUGGACUGAAACCGGUCAGUUCUCAUUGUCAGUACGUACCUACUGAAAGCAGCAGAUUAACCCAUUUUCAUAUUUGUCAUUUUAUUUGUCAGCUCAACUAUUAUGACCUUUUUUCCACUCCAAAUAACUAAAUAUAAAAGCACAUUUACAAAAUGUAUUUUUGUCAUGAAUAGACACUUUAUACUUUUGGAAAACGUCAUCUCAAACACUAUUUAUUUGUAAAGAUCAUAAUCAUUACGUCAGUGGCAAACUAAUAGUCACUGCAGAUGAAUAUGAAAAGUCUUGUGCAACUUGAACCUUUGACAAAAUAAAAAAGAUGAAGCAGAUAUAAUGUUGUCUGCUACCUCGAGGAGUAAUGUUGUCGUUUCUGCAUGAAGAACUGAUGUAGCUGCGUGUUCUUAUUUAUAUCAGGUAUGUUUUCCUUCUCAGUUUGAUAAGAAAGCAUCCUUGGAUAUUUUCUAUGGCUUUAUAUCAGGAAACAUUGAGUGGUAGGACACACUAAUUAGAAACUGAUUUUUUUCUUCUUGUUUUUAAGGUUGUUCUGUAUCAGCUUGUUUUCUUUUGUGUUCGGCUCUUUUCUCUCCUACAUGCGCUCAACUUGAGUCCCACCAUCUGUGUAUUUUAGUUCUUUGGAAGUGAUCACAGAGGAAGCUCCACAUGGCUGAGAUUUUUAUUUCCAAAAACAUUUAUGCAAGGAAAAAAAACCUCAAAGAGACGGCGCAGACAUUUCUGCAUCCCCCCUUUUGUUUCUGUCUGUUUUCUUGAUGUCUUGUACAACAACACAUCAGCAGAACUUCAAGGUGCUAAUAGUCAAAACUGCAAAAAUCUUUUUCAUUCUCUUUGUUUUUUGUGUUCAGGCAUUUUAUAUGUUUAAUAUGUUAGAAAUAGUGCCUGGAUUUCAAACUACAUAUGCAAGUGUAUUUCAGUUAAUUAGAAUAUCAUUGAAGAGUCGAUUUAUUUCAGUAAUUCCAUCGGUUCUUGUUAUUUUCUAUGAUUUUUAUCUUACAGUUAAUGAAACCCCAAAGUUAAUUAAGUUCCAGCAAUACAUAAGGACAAUAUGAUUAAAUAUAAGUAAGGAUUUUUAGUGCAGUAAUCCCAGCUUGUUGAAAAGCAUACCUGAAUUGUAUAUCAUCUUAAUACUUGGUCAUAGACCGUUUUGCAUAAAUUACUGCAAUAAUAUAACUUGUUGGUUGAGGCACUACUGAGGUGUUAAGGAAGCCAAGGUUUCUUUAAAGGUAGCUUUUGAUGUGAUUUUUGUUGAUAGAUUUGGUGUCUGUUUUUCCUUCCAUCAAAUUUCACAUUGGGAUAUUUUGAAUGGCUUCUUUAGCAAUGACCUCUUGUGACCUAUCCUCCUGGUGAAAAACAUUGAAGAUUCUGUUGGACAGGUGUCGUCUGUCAACUGCAUCUUCCCUGUGAUUGUGUGAAGAAUGUAACAUUUCUGUUUUAAAAACUUUUUUUUUUUAAACAGAAUUAAUUUAAUUUGUCUGAGAAACAAAUUCGGAGGUUUCGUCAGGUGAGAGCCAAACUAAUCAUAGCUUUAAUAGCUCAUAAACCUUUUUGAUGUUCUAAUUUUUUGAAAUGCACCUGAAAGAAAAGUCACAUGUAGGAAUCUUAAGUGGAAAAAAAAUGAACUAAUGUAGUUGAUUGUGGAAUAGUUUGUGUGAACUCCUCUUUAGUUUAUGCAGAUGUUUUUUCUGUCUUUAUUCUGGUGAUGCAGGCAUGCAACAAAGAACAAUAGCUCCAGCUUACGUUAUUGUUACAGAUUUACAAUGAUUGAUUCUGUUCUGACCUGGAGAGAAUCUGAAUUGAUUAAAACUUUGUGUUGUAAUUAGAAAAUCAAUGAUAUGAACUUUAGGAUUCAGAGCAUAUCUAGUUCACAGAGACAUUUAAAAAUCUGCUUGACUGAUAUGUGAGGAGCUGAGAGGCAUCUUAAAUGGAUCCACUGGAUCACACAUUCCUCAAUCUUUAUCGGUUCUGUUCUGUUAGGCUCAGCUAACAUUUAAUGUAUAUUUUACCAAAUCCAACAAAAGCAGAAUCUUACUAAAACUCAAAUAUGUUAUUUGUAAUUGUAUCUACUUUAUUGAACAUAUUAUGUAUUAGAGUGAUGAGCACAAAUUGUGUGACUAAAGUAAAGACUUGAGAGCUAAAAGAAACUCUGAUCUGAACUUUACUGAGCAUGAAAGCAGCUGCAGGAGUUAAAACGAGGAGGGAGAUUACUUUGUUUCCUGCCUGCCUUGUUCAGAGGAAGAUUUGUUGUGAAGGAUUAUGAACAAUUUAUUGUUUGUUCAGGUUGUGUAUUAAAUUGUUAGGGACUAAAAUAAGUGGUGUGCCGUUUCAGCAUGAGCAACCUGAUUUGUUUCCUUUUGCAUCAAGUUUACAUUAUGCUUGUUUUUUUAAGAAUUAAUAUAAAUACAAUAUUUGCUUGAUUUAAAUAAAAAAAUGUUUGAAUUAUGAAUACUCUUGUCAAAGGAAUGCAAUGUUGUGCUGCCAUCUUGUGGUGAGUCUGGAACAGCAGCUGCCAUGCACUUAAACAUGUUUGUACUAUAGAACCUGUACUGUCUACACAGUGUUUUUGCAGAAUUGUAUGCAACAAAGUAAUAUAAUAAAUAUGAGAAUGUUUACUCGUU
Poecilia reticulata (guppy) is the source of this 5580-nucleotide messenger RNA. It is a transcript of the gene tmem65, whose product is annotated as transmembrane protein 65. Gene Ontology annotation, biological process: regulation of cardiac conduction; cardiac ventricle development. The record is from RefSeq and is a predicted model, not a curated record. Gene Ontology annotation, cellular component: mitochondrion. Lineage: Eukaryota; Metazoa; Chordata; Actinopteri; Cyprinodontiformes; Poeciliidae.